Molecule: messenger RNA, 1168 nt
Organism: Arabidopsis arenosa
Lineage: Eukaryota; Viridiplantae; Streptophyta; Magnoliopsida; Brassicales; Brassicaceae
Source: the annotation of a GenBank genome assembly
GUUCCGAGAUUUCAAUAGAGUUUCAAGCUUUUAUCUUCUGGUGAGUUCGAAUCCAAAUCCAUGGGGAAGAUCCUCGUAGAAAUCUGUUUGAUAUCAGCUCGAGGGCUCCGUGUCGGAAUUGGAAUCGGAUCGUCUCUACUGAAACACCAAUGGUACGCCGUUGGGUGGCUUGAUCCAGAAGACAAGUACUGUACCACAAUCGAUGCUUCAAGAUCAGACAAUCCUGUCUGGAGAACAAAGUUUGCCACUUUACUCGAUGAUUCAUCGAUUCAAGAUACGAAGUUGGCUUUGCAAGUCGAAGUUUAUAGCAGAGAACCCUUGUUCUUAAGGAAGAGGCUUCAUGGCUCUGCUACUGUUUCCUUGAAGGAGUUUCUGACUAAGUAUAAGCAACAACAGAGUUCUUCGAAAGCUGUAAUUCAAGAAACUGGAAGCUAUCAGCUUAGGAAGACGAACUCGAGCAAGCCUCAGGGUUUUGUCGAUGUCUCGAUACGUAUCUCUGCAGAACAAGAGGAUUUUGGGGGUUUUACUGGAGAUUUUGGAGGAGUCAUGCUCUCAAAGAACUCGGAUUACAACACUUCAGGACAGGAUUACAUGGCUGGUUCAUCGCAGUAUCCAUUUGUUCCAUUGGACCAGUCAAACCCAUUCUCAGUUCCGCCAUCAAAUAACCACCACUCAUCAAUGCCUAACCCUCCAAUGAACAACACCAACCCUCAAAUGCAACAACCUUACUAUCCUCCACCAAUGCAACAACCUUACUAUCCUCCACCAAUGCAGCCACCACCACCUAUGAACUCAGGGUACAUGCCUACAUACAUCCCGAAAUCAGAGAAUGUUACGAACAUUUCAUCGUCAUCAUCGGGAGGAGUACCAGGAGGAGCGGGAAGAGGAUAUGCAAGGCCUGGACCAGGGUUUGCUGCAGGAUUGGGAGCUGGUGCAGUACUUGGAGCUGGUGCAGCUUUAUAUGGAGGCGAGUAUAUGUCAGGAAUCGACUUACCUUCAAGCUUACCUCACCCAAGUGUCUCCAUUUCCAUUGAUCCUCCAUUUUGAUGCAGCAACAGCUCGAUUCAAUAUGGUGCGUUGUGAGAUUAUCUGAAACAUUGUAGAUGAUUUGUAACUGAUAUGAUAAGAGAUCCCAGAUUCAAGAAACAUAUAAAAUGGAGGCCUCAGG